AGGUUAUCCAAUCAUAGGUUCCCUGCAGUGCACACAAUCACUGGCGCCCCUUACAAGUUUACCUCAAAUACACUUAAGAUUUGAUCGUCUACAUGAAUUGUGGGUGAGUAUUUUAUGUAAUAACUCGACACUGUUCCGCAAAACUGUGGGAGGUUUGUAACCUCAGGAGUUUGAACUGAUCUAAAUGGAUAAUAUAUUCAAUAAGGGAGAAGUGACUAAUCUGCAGCAGGAUAUCCUGCUGUGAAAGUCAUCAUAAAUUGGAGGUAUUCAUUUAACUUUGAAAUCAGACCAUAAAGGAAUGGACUCAUUCAUCAAUGCUUAUGUUGAUUCACUCCAAAUCCUUCCUUUGGAGAUGCAAUCUAAAAUUACUGGAUACUUACAAUCAGACCUGCAACAUCGUCAUCUUUUAACGCUUACGAAGCAAACUUUGAAUGAUCUGCAAAAAGCUACAGAUACCGAUGCUCAACAAAAUCAUCUGAGUCGGGUUAUUUGUCUCUUGGCUGCUAUCCAAAAUAUAUGUGAUCGUAGAAUCAGUGAUCUGGAUGAAUUAGAUGAAGUGAUUGAAACACACUCACUCACACUGAUGAACGCGAAAAUGAAAGUGGAUACGAUUGGUCCGCAAAUUAGUGCUUUAAACACAGAAGAUGUCCUGGAAAGUGAAGCUGAUAUCAGCGACCAGGAAACUUCCGAUCACCAGUGUAAUAUGAAUCCAUUACGACGUAAUUUCAUUCAAGAACCGAUUUCCGAUAAGUGUUCCACGAAUUCUUUAUCAAAUGCACGAUGUAAUGACAUAAAUUUACGAGGUAAGGGACGUUUUCCCCUACGUGCAGUUAGCACAAACAGUCGAACAGCUUCACGACGGUCAUUGAAUAAAUGGGUUUCUGGUGUGCAUCGUUUCAAACCUGUUAACUCAGUUGUCAAUUCAAACACCAACUUGUUAAAGUCACACAAUAACUCCAAUCAUAAAACAACAAACAGAACACCCAUAGAUCUUAAGCAGCAUAAGGUAGGUGUGACCUAUGGACGUUAUCCUAGGACCCAGCAACAGAGAUUCAAAAGUCGUGUAUUAUCAAGACCACUUCAUUCAAAUCGCACCAGACCUCCCCAAUAUCUAGAGUAUGCUAUGCUCAGACACGGAUCUCGUAAGAGAAAGGUUGCAGUUUCAAAAUAUACUAGUUCAGACACCCCACACAACUGUAAUGAAGCAAUAUAUAUGGGUGUUGUAAGACGCCGCUGUGAACAUGGCCAUCCUAGUUUUUAUGCCGAUAAUAGUUGUUUCGACUCACCGGUCAAGUCUGUGAGUGAGCUGAAUAAUGAAGAAGGUAAAGUAGAAGAGAGAGAUGCGUACACGCUACUUAGUUUAAAAAGCCCUAGGAGGUUAGGAGAAAGGUCUUCUGACUGGAAUAACAAUUACAGUGAAAACGAAAACUCAGAAGAUGUAGACUGUGGAGAUGGCAUCGGUCAUAGUGCAUAUGGUGUUGAUAGCGAUCAAAAUUGUCCUCAAGAACAGCAGAACAUUAGAACACCAGCUAAUCAGCUGCCAAUUUUGCAGAAUGGUGACACAGGUCGCCAAAAGAUGUAUCGACUUCGAAGAGGUCUAAAUAACACUACACAAUCUAGCCACUCACAGCGAGCGAAUUCUAUUGCUCCAUCUUUAUCACCGGAGCAUUCUAUCAACCGUGGUUCUUUAUCAUCUCAAAAUCAUCCUCAAGGCAACACUAGACGAGGUUGUAGGACCAAUAACGUUGCACGACAUAAGAUGGACUCUCAAAUGAAUACACGCUCUCCACCAGGCAGUCCAUUCAGAUAUAGUACUCAUACUGAUGAUGUGAAUCUAUUUCGACACAAAAUAAAUUCAGUAAGUACUCCUAAUCGUAGUAUAAGUGAAGCAAGUGCUAGUCCUGAUGAACGUUUGUAUUGUAUCUGCAAAAAGGUGUCGUUUGGUGAUAUGAUAGCUUGUGAUAACAAGUUUUGUGAGGUUGAAUGGUUCCACUUUUCAUGUGUAGAUGUUCGAGUGCAACCUAAGGGUAAAUGGUACUGUCCCUACUGUCGAGGAGAAUCUUCAAGGAUAAAACGAUCUGAUGCUUGAUAAGCUUUUGUGGAUAAACAUACUUCAUAUAUUGUCCAAAAGUGUACAUUUCAAAAAGUCAUGUUUGGACUUGUAUUGUGCUUUUAUUAUUAUUUCUUCAAACACGUCUAUGAAUCAGGCUUCGCCAAACCUUCUAUAACUUUUCUUGUUUCCAGUAACUUGGAACGAGCCUUUUGAUAUGCUUCUAGAUUGUGAAUUCAAACAUAUACAUAAUAAAACACAACUUACUUAUUACAGUUGAAACAUCCAUAUGUGCAAGCGCUAUCCUAUAAAAAGGAAAUUCAUUAUGAAUUUCUCAAAUACGACAUACCGCUUUCGCUUUUCAUCUCCAAUGGUUGGACAUUGGCUCAUGACUUUGUACAAAUUUGACCUGAAAGUUUAUAAAAGUACCAUUUCACUUUUUUUAAUGAUGAAAACUUCGUAACUUUUUUCUUAAAAUGUAUAAAUGUAUUACAACGCAUAUUUUGAUUAAAUUAUAAAGUACUAAUUGACUCUUCUCUGGUAAAUUGCUGUCUUUCAUAGUUUUUAAUGUAGUGUGGCUAGAUUAUAAGCUAUCAAUUGUUCUACGUAAAUCAUAAUUCUGUAUACAGCUGUUGGAAGUACACAAUACUAUGAAUUUUUUCUAGAAGAAACGGUGCAGUAUGUUUUUAAUUGAUGAUAUUUCCCCUGAAUUUACCAACAUUCAGAGGUAAUAUCUAAGUAAAACGCUUCCCAAUUAAAACACAGCGCCCUCUAUACGUGAACUUUUAGAGGCGUAUUAGGAGUAAAUAUUACGCCCGACAGAUGUUUUGUAAAAAGUAAAAGAUUAAUGCUAACAAGUUUUGGACGUAGUAUAAAACUAACCAUGACAUAAAUCUUUGUAUUCCUUUACAUGUUUAAGUGCCUAGGAUUAUUUUAUUUUCUUAGACAAGGCAAGAUGUCAAUGAUAUAAUAAAAUGUUUUUGACAAAGGUGUAAUCACCCAACCAAGAUAUUUUAAAUGGAGGUUGGGGAAUUAACCACUUAACCGGUAAGACAGAACUAAUUCGAGACAAAUAUAUUGACCGAAGUUUAUUUUACAGUCAGAUAUUCAAUUGUUUAUUGAAUAUUGAACUAACAGAAUUAAAUUUCACUUUAUCAUACCACAUGGAUAUUGCAAUUUGAACCAAAUACUAAGACAGUAUGAAGUAGAAAUAGCUUACAGGUCAGCACAAUCAUUUCAUUCAAUAUUGUGACAUGAAAAGAAAGUUGGAAUUUCAAGUCAAUAAAAAUGAUCAAUAGAGAUCAAAAUUAACAACCAGUAACGACUCUGGUCGCCAGAAGAUACAAUUAUACAUCGUUCACAGAGAGUUUAAGUGUUGUUUAGAAGGACGACGAAAGCUUGGUAAGAAAAUCAACCAGCUCCCAAGAGAACAAUUAUUUCAAACGAAUUCCUAAUUUCCUCAUUUUUAAUUUGAUUCGUCUCACACUUUAACGCUUACUCGCACCACUCACUUUCGUACUAACUAGUGUUGUGUUAAUAUCUGUAUGACGAUAUAUCUUUAUAUUUUUAUAAAUACUUUUAAAGAGCACUUUUCUGCUUCCAACUGUAAGUCAAAUAGUUCUUCUGGACAGUUGUAAACAAUUAAGAGUGAUUUCAUACAUUUAUUCCCCUUAAUGAAUUUGAACAAUGCUAUGUAAGCAGCUGACGAGAAGGCGACGAAAUAAAAGAUGGUACCAUUUUAUUCUGCUAAAACUGUAGUUCUUGCAUUGUUCAAAUUAAGAGUGAUUUUUGCCUUGUUUUUUUUUUCGGUACCUACAGGCUAGGCCCGGUCUCUAUAAUACUCAUCCACCGACAUAAGCUGAUAUUCCGCAUUUUGCUGAGCCAUCUUUCCAUUAUUUAAGUAGAAUAUGAACAAAAUAACCUCAGUAUAUUUGAAUGUCUUAGGCAAAAAGCUAAGUUUGUUUGAUACAUUAGAUGAAAACAAAGGCAAUAAGAUCCUAUCAGUUAAGUCGAACUUUUCUGAUUAUGGAAGUUUGGAAAUUAAUAAAGAACAUACUGCCACAACGUGAUCAUAGUACUUCUUGCAAAUAUAUGGUUUGAGUGUGUCAGUUGGAUUUUUCACUGUCUUUAGAGUUACUAAUUUCCUGAUAAAGUAUUUAGCACUUUAAUAAUUUUCAUAAGACUGAACAAAGAGUACUCUUUUCG
Messenger RNA from Trichobilharzia regenti, 4255 nucleotides. Lineage: Eukaryota; Metazoa; Platyhelminthes; Trematoda; Strigeidida; Schistosomatidae. The record is from the annotation of a GenBank genome assembly.